Messenger RNA from Agrilus planipennis (emerald ash borer), 542 nucleotides. Its product is annotated as tenecin-1. The record is from RefSeq and is a predicted model, not a curated record. The transcript is spliced from 2 exons. Lineage: Eukaryota; Metazoa; Arthropoda; Insecta; Coleoptera; Buprestidae. Bases 176 to 439 code for a protein of 87 amino acids. Gene Ontology annotation, biological process: humoral immune response; defense response to bacterium.
ACUCAAGUACGUUUUUUAACUGAAUGAUCACAAGAUUGGUAGACAUAUAAUACGGUAUAUAAAAAGGAUCAAUUGUUGAACGAAGACUAGAACAAAUCGCUCCAAGUGGGACUUACAAUCUCCAAUACCACACUGAUUAAUUCAAGUUCGUGUAUUUCUUAAUAAAACGUCGAAAAUGUUGAUGAAACUAUUAGCUGCAGUUGUAGUUGUUUGCAUUCUUAUUGAGGCAAAUAAUGGUGCCCCCGUUGAAGAAAUAGAAGAAGGUGUACAUACAGCGCAGGUUAUUCGAACCAAAAGAGCCACAUGUGAUCUACUGAGUGUUCAAGCAUUUGGAGCUUCUGUAGGACAUUCUGCGUGCGCUGCUCACUGUUUAGCCAUGAGAGGUGGAAGAAAAGGUGGUUACUGUAGCAGUAAAGGAGUCUGCAUUUGUAGAUUUUAACUCUCCUCAAUCUCAAACACUGAUAUAACAAUUUAACUGUUGCUUUCAUGUUACACGAACAAAUUGUGUUUAAUAUAUCUUAAAAUAUAAAAAGUAUAUUUCA